Oryza brachyantha (malo sina) is the source of this 1757-nucleotide messenger RNA. RefSeq names its product arogenate dehydratase 3, chloroplastic-like. Gene Ontology annotation, molecular function: prephenate dehydratase activity; arogenate dehydratase activity. The record is from RefSeq and is a predicted model, not a curated record. Lineage: Eukaryota; Viridiplantae; Streptophyta; Magnoliopsida; Poales; Poaceae. Gene Ontology annotation, cellular component: cytoplasm; chloroplast. Bases 231 to 1415 code for a protein of 394 amino acids. The transcript has a single exon. Gene Ontology annotation, biological process: L-phenylalanine biosynthetic process.
UCAAGGUUCAGCAGCACAGCAUGAUUCAUGGCCAAUUGUAAAGCAGCGAGACCAAACCGCUGCCGACCAUCCUCCGGCCGCUGAGCUGCCGUGUGUUUAUAAAAAGUCAGCAAUCUUCCCCCCCACCGCACUUGGUUAGCUAGCUUCUUCCUCCUCCUCUUCUUCUUGCUCCAGAGAUCAACCGUGUCAACCCCAAAUCCACCGCCCCCCUCACCGCCGCCCGGCGUUCUAUGGCCUACACCUCCUCCCUCCACCUCCACAAGCACCUCCUCCUCCCCAAGACCCACUGCCGCAAACCCGCUCCUUCGUUUAUCCCGGUGGCCAAGAUCAACGGCGUCAACGGACACUCCAAGAAGGCGCAUAUCAACGGGGAGGGCGGGGGCAAGAAGGGGGUCAACGGCAAGAAGGUGAACGGGGGCGAGAAGGCGCACAUCAACGGGCGCGACCGGAUCCACCUGUCGGUGAGCACGGGCGGCGCCGGCGGGCAGGAUGGGUUCGGGCUCCGCGUCGCGUUCCAGGGCGCCCCCGGCGCGUACAGCGAGUUCGCGGCCAAGACGGCGCUGCCCGGGUGCGACACCGUCCCCUGCCGCGCGUUCGCCGACGCGCUGGCGGCCGUGGACGGCGGCGCCGUCGACCGCGCGGUUCUUCCGGUUGAGUCCACCAUGGAGGGCACCGCGCUGCGGAACUAUGACCUCCUGCUGAGGCAUGACCUCGUCGUCGUGCAGGAGAUCAACCUGUUCGUGCACUACUGCCUCCUCGCCAUGCCGGGUGUCCGCGCCGCCGAGGUGCGCCGGGUGAUUAGCCACCCCAUGGCGCUCGCGCACUGCGGCCGCGCGCUGGCGCGGCUCGGCGUGGACAGGGAGCCCGUCGAGGACACCGCCGGCGCCGUGGAGAUGCUGCGGUCCAACCGGAUGCUCGACACCGCCGCCAUCGCGAGCCCGCGCGCCGCCGACCUCUACGGCCUCGACGUGCUCGCGCACGGCCUCCAGGACGAGUCCUGGAACGUCACCCGCUUCCUGCUGCUCUCCAAGCCGCCCUCGCCGGUGACGCUGCCCAUGGACGCCGACGCCAAGACCAGCAUGGUGGUCGCCCACCGGGGCGGCUCCAUGAUGGUUGUCCUCAAGGUCCUCUCCGCUUUCUCCUCCCGCAACAUCAACCUCACCAAACUGGAAGUCAUCAACAACAACGACGGCGGCGGCGGCGGCGCGGCGGGCACCCCGGUGAUGAUUCUCGACACGAACGCCCGCGGCGCGCCGACGCUCCGCGCGUUCCCUCACGUCCUCUACGUCGACUGCGAGGGCGCCUCCCACGACCCCCGCGUCCUCGACGCCAUCAAGGAGAUCGAGAGAUUCGCCGUGUUCGUCCGCGUUCUUGGCUGCUACGCCGCCGAUUCCAACGUGUACGACCUGCAAUGAGGCGGCCGGCGAUCCAAGACACAGCUGAAUCCACACCAAAUCAGCUAGUAGUUUCGCAAGAUUGGAUCACUGGUCAGCUGGGGCUCAUCUCCAUUCCAGCACUCUACCAGCUUCAGUGAGCUGCUGAUGCUGCUGCUGCUCGCUGAUGCGAUUUUUGUACAGAUGCAAUAAGAAAAUCUUUACCAUUUCUGCUGCUGGCUUAGCUAUGUGCAUAGGUUUAAUCCUGGUAAUGACGCCUUCUAGCUAAAGGACUUGUAAGAUGGCCCAGAUAGGAUUGAUGUAAUUUUGGUGUGCUAGAUCUUGAUUGAUAGUGGAGUAUUUCUCAAUCCCCAUUUGCCCCUA